This is a messenger RNA of Lobosporangium transversale, 1839 nucleotides long. RefSeq lists its product as hypothetical. Lineage: Eukaryota; Fungi; Mortierellomycota; Mortierellomycetes; Mortierellales; Mortierellaceae. The coding region runs from base 69 to 1808 and encodes 579 amino acids. The transcript is spliced from 3 exons. The record is from RefSeq and is a predicted model, not a curated record.
UUGACACACCACCAUUCUUCAUGUUCACUUUUUCUUUUUUUUCUCUUUUAUUUUAUAAAUAACACGCCAUGGGUCAAUCCAACUCGACAUUCUCCCGCCCAGAGCCUGUCAAACAGUCCUCACCGCCAGUGCCGCCGCUAGCACCUCCAUUACCAUCGCUUGAAGAUCUUCGUAAUGUCCCUCUGCGGGUUUUGGCCUCCAUCGGCAAAGCACUCGGGGACUUGGGUGUAACUAUUGUUGCCUAUUCAAAGCCCAUGAUCGCUUCUAUACCUGGCCUCAAAGAAUCCACUCGUCCUCUUCCUCCUCUUCCUUUACAACCACCGCCUCCCCCACCUUCAACCCUGUCUCAACUCUUGAGCUGGAGUCGAAAAAACCCAAGGAAGACGGUUCUUGCUGUAACCCUUCUUAGCGCUGUCGCAGUUGGCGGAUCCAUUGCUUAUAAGGCUGGAGAGAUUUAUCUUCAGCAACUAAAAAGAACAAGAGUUAUACGUGGGUCGGAUGGAUCGAAGCGUGAAGUCAUUGUCCUGACCAAUGUGGACACAAUCGAGAGUAUCGAAAUGGCUCUGGAGCUAGAGGCACGUGGAUUCAUCGUCUUUGUGGGUGUUCCUGACCAAGCAUGGGCAGAUAAAGUUCUUAGCUGGGAUCGAUCUGACAUUCAUCCUAUAGUGGUUCAGAACCCUUAUGGAGUCACUGAUAUCGAAAACUUUGUGCAUAGUGUUUCUUUCUUUUUACAAGACCGAAAUUCAGUCUUACUUGGAAGACGAAUGGGGCCUGUAUCUCCCGAAUCAUCGCCUAAAUUGGCGUCGACUGCAACAACUGCAACAACUGCAACGACAAGGCGACGUGCAUCACCUGGAUCAUCGCCCAAAUUGACGACGGCUGCAGAGAUGUCUUCACCUGUGCUCUCUACUUCAUCCUCCUUCAUGCUUCUUGAAGAAGAUGAAACAUCCUCACCACCAUCUAUUGCCGAUAUUCCUAUGUCUACCAAUACGGAACAAAGCCAUGAGUAUGCGCAGCAAAAAAUUGUACAGAGUUCAUCCAUCACUACUAACAGUGAGCCUCUUUUCCGGUUAUCGGCUGUGAUUAUUUACCCACAUCUGUCCCUUCAAGGCCCUAUUGAGACCCUGGAUAUUAAGGUGUGGCGCCAUUGUUUAGAUGUCAAUGUCACUGGUACUAUCUUGAUCAGUCAACAAUUUUUACCUUUGCUGAAGCAUACAACAAUGCUUUCUGGCUCUUCAGACAAAUUUCGUAAUCCUCGGUUAAUAUUUAUUACUUCCGCAAUUACUGGAAAUCUUGGAUUGCCAUAUCAAUCUGCUGUUUGUGCCAGUCAUCAUGCCAUCGGAUCGAUAGUUGACUCAUUAAGGCGCGAAGUGGACUUUCAAGGGAUCAACAUCGUUUCAUUGAAACCAGGUGUACCGGAUGAUACCAGCAGCAGCAGCAGUAACCAUAAGACCGAUGCACGACAACAGCAAGAAGAAUAUUUUAAAAGAAUUUCGUCAUUAUCAUCAUCACCUUUAUCAUCCUCAUUUAAACUCGCUAUCGAGCUACUAAAAGAGGCAUGGUUCAGAACUAAACAGCCCUCAACAUCUGACGCAUUAUGUGAAGCGGUCUUCAAUGCAGUGGUUGCAAUCAGACCUGCAGUCUCUCAAGCUGUUGGACGAGGUAGCUCUGCAUACUCCUUUGUUGGUUGGGCAGCACCUACCAGAAUCCUUGACUGGGCUAUUCAACGCGCUGCUAUCCGAGCCCAUCCAACCAACUCGGUGGCAGCAUCAACAGUUGGUCUCUCAGCAACGUCUACAUCCCCAUGAUAACAACAAUAAACAAAUAAAAAGAUGGUCC